AUGACCAACAACCUUCUUUCUGCAGAGACAGUCGCUGCCCAUAACACUCGUGAGAGCUGCUGGAUCAUUGUCCACGGCAAUGUCUAUGAUGUGACGGACUUCCUGGAUGAUCAUCCUGGCGGAAGUAAUAUCAUUCUCAAGUAUGCCGGGAAGGAUGCAACAGAGGAAUAUGACCCCAUUCACCCUCCAAACGCAAUCAUAGACAACUUGCCAAAGGAGAAGCAUUUGGGCAAAGUCGAGCCGGGCACAAUUGUCAAAAUGGCCAAAGAACUCACACAGGAGGAGAUUGAUCGUGAAGAGCGCGUCAAAAAUCGACCUCCCCUCUCAGAGAUUCUCAACCUCCACGAUUUCGAGGCUAUCGCCAAGGAGAUUAUGCCUCCCAAAGCUUGGGCUUACUAUAGUUCUGCAGCAGACGACGAGAUCACAAACCGAGAAAACCAUCUUGCGUACCAGCGAAUCUGGUUCAGACCCCGUGUCCUCCGCGAUGUCACGCAUGUAGACUGGUCGACGAAAAUCCUUGGACACAAGACGUCAAUGCCCAUCUACAUUACUGCAACUGCACUGGGAAAACUUGGACAUCCUGAAGGAGAAGUGCUUCUUACUAGAGCCGCGGCAAAGCAUGGAAUUAUACAGAUGAUUCCGACCUUGGCUUCAUGUAGCUUUGACGAUAUUGUCAAUGCAGCACAGCCAGGCCAGGUGCAGUUCAUGCAAUUGUAUGUGAAUAAGGACAGAGAUAUUACAAAGCGCUUGGUUCAGCAUGCGGAGAAACGAGGCAUCAAAGGCUUGUUCAUUACAGUCGAUGCGCCGCAGCUUGGUCGCCGAGAAAAGGAUAUGAGGAUGAAAUUCGAGGGCGAUGCUGAUGUUCAGGUCGGGACUGCAGUAGAUCGCUCUCAAGGUGCUGCAAGAGCCAUCAGUUCCUUCAUUGACCCUGUGCCAAUCAUCUUGAAGGGAAUUCAAUGUUGGGAAGAUGCCUUGAUGGCAUUGGAAGCAAAGUGCGAUGGUAUCGUACUGUCCAACCACGGUGGUCGCCAACUCGACAUGUCGCGAUCUGGUAUUGAGGUUUUGGAAGAAGUCGUGACCAAAUUUAAGGAGAGAGGCCUCUGGCCGUGCCCCAAGUUUGAGAUCUAUAUCGACGGGGGUGUUCGACGUGCGACAGAUGUUCUCAAGGCCGUUGCUAUGGGUGCUACUGCAGUUGGAAUCGGGCGUCCGUUUUUGUACGCUUAUUCUGCAUAUGGUCAAGACGGAAUCAACCAGGCAUUACAGAUUCUCAAGGAAAGCUUCGACGAAAUGGAGAUGAAUAUGAGGCUUCUCGGGGCCAGAACGAUCGAGGAAGUUGUUCCCGAGAUGGUAGAUACCAGGUCACUUUGCUCUCAUAGUUCGCCGCCCGCAAACGAAUUAUACCAAAGCAACUACGAUAAAUUAAGGAGGGCUGCUAUCAAGUCAAAGCUGUAA
Messenger RNA from Serendipita indica DSM 11827, 1452 nucleotides. The record is from the annotation of a GenBank genome assembly. NCBI's taxonomy places the organism in Eukaryota, Fungi, Basidiomycota, Agaricomycetes, Sebacinales, Serendipitaceae.